AUGACCGCCUCUUCUAACCCGCGCCAGUACACCGCCGCUGACCGUAUCGGAUGGGACCGUUAUGCGGCCCAGUUCCGGGCGUUCUUGAACGGCACCGCGCCGUACCCAGGUGAUCCGCCAGAAGGCUACCGCGAGGUCUACCGACUCUCGCAGCACUUCGCGCCGUUGCCCGAAGAGUAUUCUUCUCGCGUGCUUGAAGCGCAGCGUGCGCACCGUCGCGACAACACCGAGGGUACGCUGCAGUCGAACGCUACGACCGGCGAAGGUGGCCGCAACCCGACCGCUCCUACGACCGGUGUCACGAUGACCGACCGCGCGUUCAACACUUUCAUGGAAAAUCAAUCUCGCAUGCAACAGCAGCUGUUGCAACUCACCUCUUCGAACCGCGUGCGCGCGGAAUACAGCGCUCCGGCACCGUUCCACGAACGCGGCCGCUUCAAGUCCGCAGGCCGAGGUGGUCGUGGUGGACGUGGAGGUGGUCGUGGCGGACGGGGAGGUCUUCGCGGCCGCCUUGCGCCGCCUGGUCGUGGUCAGAACGAAGGGCCUGGGGGCGGUGAACGCUCUGAGAACGCUCGAGAGCGUCGCAGCCGCCGACGCCAGCGCGCGCGUGCGCAGCGUCGUGAGAGUACUGCGGGAGAGGCUUCGCAGGCGUCCGGGAGUGGUUCUAACUCCCAGGAGGUGACCGGUCAGGAACAGGUUGACCAAGCCGAAAACAAAGUCUUACCGGAGGAAUUCAACGACCCCGACCUCUUGAUGGCCGACGACUUCGACGACGAGGACGCGUCGCGCAUGUAG
This is a messenger RNA of Rhodofomes roseus, 795 nucleotides long. RefSeq lists its product as uncharacterized. Bases 1 to 795 code for a protein of 264 amino acids. The transcript is spliced from 2 exons. The record is from RefSeq and is a predicted model, not a curated record. Lineage: Eukaryota; Fungi; Basidiomycota; Agaricomycetes; Polyporales; Fomitopsidaceae.